Messenger RNA from Maylandia zebra (zebra mbuna), 2256 nucleotides. RefSeq names its product butyrophilin subfamily 3 member A1. NCBI's taxonomy places the organism in Eukaryota, Metazoa, Chordata, Actinopteri, Cichliformes, Cichlidae. Gene Ontology annotation, molecular function: protein binding. The record is from RefSeq and is a predicted model, not a curated record.
CAACAGCAGUGGCUGUCCAGUCUUCACCACCAGCAGAGCUGCACCAGCGACAGUGAGGAAGCCAUGAUGGAAAUGAAAAGUAUCCUAAAGCCCAAAAGAAAGGUGAGCAUGCUGCUGUCUGGGGAGGACGGCAGCGCCACCCAGAGCAGUUCCAUCGGGGCCGUACGCUGGAACCUGCCCACCCAUGAUGAAAGCAGCCAGCCUCACAGCUCAGUCCCCAGCAGGCCCACCAACAGCCUCAAUAAACAGUCACAGCAACAAACUCGCCAAAACGGCCUGAAAGAUCUCCGCAGCCUGCAGGAGUGCGUGCAGUUUAUCCAGCAGUGGAAGGAACAGGUGGAUCAAGUGUGCAAGGAAGCUCUGGAUCCAGGAGAAGGCACCACGAAGGACGCCCAGCGUUCACAGGGGCGCGCCGAACGCAGUCUCGAGGAGAGCAGGAAGCUAAUCCUGCAGUGGGCCGAUGAGCUCCGCGAUGUUGACAGGCUCCUGAAGGAGACUCCCUGGCUAUCUGACAGUCACGAACACGAAACUAAAGACAAGGAUGCCAGUGAGGUGGCACACAUGAGGAUCAUGGAGUGGGCAAAGGAGCUGCAGGAGGCGAGCGAGCGUUGUGGCGUUCAGAGCGAUGAGCUGGGGAAGGUGCUGCGUGUGCUGACUCUGAAGAAGAACCGGCUGAUCAGGCUGAUGCCUCUGUUGGAGUUCAUCACCUGGUCGCUGCUCAAGGAAGGAAGCACGAAAAUCGUCCCACAGUUGUGGCUCCUGGCAAAGCAAAAGUCCUGGGAAGCAGGAAUUCCUCGAUACAUCCCCAACUCAGUUUGGGGGUGGAUCUGCAGCGCAGCAGCUGAUGUGAUUCUUGACCCCAUGACCAACCACCCAUGGCUGCUUCUCUCAGAUGACCAGCGUAAAGUCCAGGAGUCCUCUGUAGUGUCAGAGCAGCCUCAAAGCUCCCAGCGCUUCGACGAAUGGCCCUGUGUGCUCGGCAGGGAGGGCUUCAGCAGCGGCCGCCAUUACUGGGAGGUGAACAUAGCCAAUAACGGUUACUGGCGCGUGGGCGUGACCACCGCUGACUCUGAGCGGCACGGGAAGUUCACCAUGAUGCCAAAGAAGGGCUACUGGGUGCUGUGGCGCAGCACGCACAAAUUCUACGCCUGCAGCAAGCCAGAAAAGGAGCUCCCCCUCAGCCUCGUGCCCAGGCGCAUGGGGGUCUACUUGGACUACGAAGAAGGGCAGAUCUCCUUCUACAACGCUGAAACCAAGUCCCACAUCUACACCUUCACUGGAACCUUUAGAGAGAAACUGUACCCUCUGUUCGCCCCACUGGAUGGACGCACACUCAUGACGAUCAUCCCGCCAAACAACAUCUCAGGGAAAUGAGAGACAGAAAAUCUCACUGGACUUUAAUUUGACUCCACCUGUGAGGUCUAAGUCCAUAAUCGGUGAUAAUUCUGACCCUCUGUGCCUUUUUUUGGCUUUAAAAAAAAGUGUCUUUUCUUGGCAACCAGGGGGACAAAAAUCACUCUAACUGAGAUGUGUCAAAACAAUUGCUUCUUGUAUUUUUCCUAAGCGUACAUAAGGUUAGGGUUGACUGUUGUCAUAGCUACUCAGACCUCACACGGUUGUAAAGAAAAGAAAAACCCAGAUUAUGCAUUAAAAGUAUAAAAGUAGGUCAUUAUUGAAAUUAAAAGUGCGUGUUUUCACUUUCAAAACAAAAUAGUUAAAACUUAAUUUUGCUAAGUUUAUCUUAAAUAUUAACCUAAAAAAAGAAUUUAAAAUAUUUAAAACUUUAGCUCAACAACUGAGCUUUAAAAAAAGCUAUAAGCUACAAUGCUAAUGAUGUAAACAGCAGGAAGACUUUAUUGAUAUUUUCAGUCAUAGCGUGCUAAAUAUAGCAAAUACAUUUCAGGACAAUUCCGAUGUUGCAGCUACAAACAGCAACUGCAGAAAUGGGUAAAUAGAUUUAUUUUUAAAACCUGCAAUUUAAAGAAUAAGCUAACUCUGUCCAAAACUGAAGGCAACAACAUGUUGCUUAUUUUUUCGACAUUUUGCCUCUUCGUACAUGAAUGCACUUUAUAAUGCACUUUCAGAUGGCAAUAAAUGUUUUAUAUGGCUGACUUAACGUCUUGCAUUCCUAUCCCUUUUGGCUUCUUUUCCUAAGAUUCAUAGAUUUUAGAGUUGUAAACAGCUUUUUGUUUACCUUUUGUAUCGUGCCAAAUUGACAUUGGAAGUAAACUGUGUGUAAAAUAAAUUGUAAUUGUG